This is a messenger RNA of Asparagus officinalis (garden asparagus), 1545 nucleotides long. RefSeq lists its product as uncharacterized. Bases 1 to 1545 code for a protein of 514 amino acids. The record is from RefSeq and is a predicted model, not a curated record. Lineage: Eukaryota; Viridiplantae; Streptophyta; Magnoliopsida; Asparagales; Asparagaceae. The transcript has 6 exons.
AUGACCUUCCUCUUUUGUAAGUGGUUGAUUGCCGCUAAUAUCGUCACUCGACGUGAGAGAGCAUCAGACUCAGAGGAAGAGGCAGCUCCGCGACAGGCAACAGAGGUGACUCGUGAGGCUAGGGUGUCGACUCGAGGAAAAGAAGCUGCUGGAUCCUCGAGAAAAGGGAAAGAACCGGCCCUCGCAACCGACAGUGAAGGAGAGUUUGAUAGUGAAGAAACAGAGACUUCUGAGGGGGCGGGUGAGAAUGAAUCGAGUUCUGAGGAAGUAUCUGGCCUUCCCGAUUCAUUCUUUGAUAGAGGACUUGUAAGGCCUUCUGUCGCUCCGGCCCAACCACAAGCUGCUCUGAAAAAACGGAAAGAGAGAGUCGUCAUGGAAUAUCCUAAUCGGAUGACGGUAGAAGUUCUCAGCUGCGAUGAAGAGGAUGAAGAGGAUACAGUGCCUCUUGCUCGUAGGCUAAGAUCUCAAACUUCCACGCAAGCUCAAACUCAAGCUUCUCCCCAAGCUGAGUUACGCACCAAACAUCGUCAUGAAGGUUCUGAUGCACGUCCUCUGAAGAAACAAAAGAAAGCUGCCUCUAAACCACGCGUUCAUCUCCCUGAUCUAAAAGAGACAUCUGGUCGUAGUGCUUCUUCUGAUGAACAAGGGGGUCGAGAAGAAGGAGAAUUGUCAGCUGAUGCUGCUUCUCCCGGAGGUAUGGAAACUGAGGAGACCAGCUAUGUUCAACAAAUGCAGGAUGCUUUGAAAGAAGAACCAGCUGGUGUUCCACCGACUCCUGACGUUGAUCCAUCCGCUACGGACGCAGACGUCCCGAUGCAUGAGCCUAUUGAAGGAGAAGCUACUCAUGCCACCAAAGUCGAUGAUUUUAAUGAUUUCGACUUUAAUAUCUCAGAGGACGAUCAUCAGCAAAUCCUUGAUUCUUUGUUAGAGAAAGCUUCUGGUCCAGCUACCGGCUCAGAUGUUGGAAUUGGUUCAACAGAAGCAGGUCUUUCUGAGAGACCAGUUAAUGGAACUGAUACUACUAUAAAUAUUGAAACGUCUGAACAACCGGAGGGUCGCGACCUCGUGCCGUGGGUAGGAACUGAAGUUAAUCUCCAAUCAUCUAUUCCUGAAUUCCAGCCUGCUACUCCUAUGGAUCCGAUGAUGAUAGAAGUUACCGUCACCCCCCCAGAUCAGUCCGAAUCCCCUCUUAAGGAGUCUCUUAGUUUGGACCCGCCGUCUUCUGAGGCUUUAGUUGAAAAAGUCCCUGACGUAGCGGGUGCAUCAACAGCUACCAUUCCUGAACCAAUCUUGACUGUUCAGGAAUCCAGACUACCAUCCUUGGGCGAAUCAAGUCAUGCUGAAAGUUCUUCCGUCGAACUUGAUAUGGAUGGCAAUACAGAUACAAAUGAUUAUCAACUAUCAUCACAAUCUGAUUCAGACUCUAAUUCAGAUGAGGAGCAAUUUCAAGUAUUAUUGACUAUUCAUGCAUUUAUGGAGUUUAAUGGAUCUUUUAUGGAGCAGCCUCGACCACAAAGGAUUUCAAAAUUAAGUGGGCAUGAUUAG